UUUUCCAUCACAAUUUUGAGCCCUGUUCUUGUUUCUUUCCGAACGAUCAGCCGUUCUUCGGAUUACCAUAUCAAAAAUAUUUUCUUUUUGAUAAUCACUAGUUUUCUUUUGCAAAAUCAAAAAACCAAAAUUUGUUUCCACCCAUAAUCCUCUGCAGCACUUUUCAACUUAUCCCAUCAACACCCAUCGGAAUUGUUUUUUUUUUCUGCCCAUGUCCCUUUUUUCAAUCGCUAUCUACAGGGUUUUACUUUUCGCUCAUUAAUCAUCUUUCCCGUAGGGUUCCUUUUUCUGUAUCGAAUCUGCCUUCUCUUUCUCCUGAAUUUUCGACAUCAGCAUUCAGCAAUUGGAGCAAUACGACGAUGAACGAGCGCAAAACUAUUGAUUUGGAACAAGGAUGGGCCUUCAUGCAAAAGGGAAUCACAAAAUUGAAGAACAUUUUAGAGGGAUUGCCAGAGCCACAGUUCAGCUCGGAAGACUACAUGAUGCUCUACACGACCAUCUAUAAUAUGUGUACUCAAAAGCCUCCUCAUGACUACUCCCAGCAGCUGUAUGAUAAGUACUGCGAAUCGUUUGAAGAGUACAUAAUAUCAUCGGUAUUGCCAUCUUUGAGGGAGAAGCAUGAUGAAUUCAUGUUGAGAGAGCUUGUGAAAAGAUGGGCAAACCACAAAGUGAUGGUUAGGUGGCUUUCUCGCUUCUUCCAUUAUCUUGAUCGCUACUUUAUUGCUCGAAGGUCACUUCCACCUUUGAAUGAAGUUGGGCUAACUUGUUUCCGUGAUUUGGUUUACCAGGAGUUAAAUGCAAAAGCUAGAGAUGCUGUCAUAUCGCUGAUUGACCAAGAGCGUGAAGGAGAGCAAAUUGACCGAGCUCUGCUAAAGAAUGUCUUAGAUAUAUUUGUGGAGAUUGGAAUGGGGCAAAUGGAUUGCUAUGAAAAUGACUUUGAAGCAGCCAUGCUCAAAGACACUGCUGCAUAUUACUCUCGGAAGGCUUCCAACUGGAUUCUAGAAGAUUCCUGCCCUGAUUAUAUGUUGAAAGCUGAGGAAUGCCUAAGACGUGAGAAGGACAGAGUUUCACAUUAUUUGCCCUCUAGCAGUGAACCUAAACUUCUAGAGAAAGUUCAACAUGAACUGUUGUCUGCCUAUGCUACCCAACUGCUUGAAAAAGAGCAUUCUGGAUGUCAUGCGUUGCUUAGAGAUGACAAGGUCGAUGACUUGUCGAGAAUGUUCAGACUCUUCUCUAAAAUUCCUCGAGGCCUAGAUCCAGUUUCAAAUACAUUUAAACAGCAUGUUACUGCUGAGGGAACUGCCUUGGUCAAACAAGCAGAAGAUGCAGCAAGCAACAAAAAGGCUGAGAAAAAGGAUGUGAUUGGCUUGCAGGAACAAGUGUUCGUAAGAAAAGUGAUUGAGCUGCACGAUAAAUAUUUGGCAUAUGUGAACACCUGUUUCCAAAAUCACACGCUUUUCCACAAGGCUCUCAAGGAGGCCUUUGAGGUCUUUUGCAAUAAGGGUGUUGCUGGUAGUUCAAGUGCAGAGUUACUUGCAACUUUUUGUGAUAACAUUCUCAAGAAAGGUGGGAGUGAGAAACUGAGUGAUGAAGCAAUUGAAGAGACUCUGGAAAAGGUAGUGAAGUUGCUUGCUUAUAUCAGUGAUAAAGAUCUUUUCGCCGAAUUUUAUAGGAAAAAGCUUGCUCGACGACUUCUUUUCGAUAAGAGUGCCAAUGACGACCAUGAGAGAAGUAUUCUGACUAAACUGAAACAGCAAUGUGGUGGUCAGUUCACCUCAAAGAUGGAGGGCAUGGUCACAGAUUUGACUUUGGCGAGGGAAAACCAAGCCAACUUUGAGGAAUAUCUUAGCAAUAAUCCACAAGCAAAUCCCGGUAUUGAUUUGACAGUUACGGUUCUAACUACCGGGUUUUGGCCUAGUUACAAGUCCUUCGAUCUGAACCUCCCGGCCGAGAUGAUUAAAUGCGUUGAGGUCUUCAGAGAGUUCUAUCAAACUAAAACAAAGCAUAGGAAGCUUACAUGGAUUUACUCUCUUGGUAUCUGUAACAUCAGCGGAAGGUUUGAACCGAAAACCAUCGAACUAAUUGUGACAACGUAUCAGGCUUCUGCCUUGCUGCUGUUCAAUUCCUCUGACCGACUUAGUUACUCGGAAAUUAUGACUCAACUAAACUUGAAUGAUGACGACAUUGUGAGACUACUCCAUUCCUUGUCGUGCGCCAAAUAUAAGAUUCUUAACAAGGAGCCAAGUACUAAAACAAUCUCGCCAACCGAUACAUUUGAGUUCAACUCAAAGUUUACGGACAAAAUGAGAAGGAUCAAGAUUCCUCUUCCACCCGUGGAUGAGAAGAAGAAGGUAAUUGAAGAUGUCGACAAGGACAGACGUUAUGCUAUUGACGCGUCGAUCGUCCGCAUCAUGAAGAGUCGUAAAGUUUUGAGUCACCAGCAGUUGGUGCUGGAGUGUGUCGAGCAACUUGGUCGGAUGUUCAAGCCCGACUUUAAAGUAAUCAAAAAGCGGAUUGAAGAUCUAAUCACCCGAGACUAUCUGGAAAGAGACAAAGAUAACCCGAGCUUGUUCAGGUACCUAGCAUGAUCUGGACUUUGUCAAAAGAUGAAAAUGCUAGAGUCCUUAUGACUCAAGAUAGCUCGAAAUUCUUUCGAUGGCGAUGGCGAUGGAGAUGGUGGUACGAGCUCACUCAUGUAGUGCAAACUAAUUCGAGAAGGUCGAAAUGCUUGUGCUAUUUUACCAUCUAAGCAAGUUGAGAUACUCGUUAUAUGAUUAGGAAAUGAUGGAAAAUCUGAAUCCCAAUGUUGAGAUGGAUAUUGAUUAAUUGGUCAAAUGGAGUGAAAAUAAUUGAAUUCAUUACUGUAAUUUCCAUCUGCCUAUUGAUCACCGAAUAAUUUGUUCAUUAGAUGUUAUGCCCCAAAGAAAGCUGUCUGUCUUUGGAAAA
Messenger RNA from Momordica charantia (bitter melon), 2946 nucleotides. RefSeq names its product cullin-1. Gene Ontology annotation, biological process: ubiquitin-dependent protein catabolic process. The record is from RefSeq and is a predicted model, not a curated record. Gene Ontology annotation, molecular function: ubiquitin protein ligase binding. Gene Ontology annotation, cellular component: cullin-RING ubiquitin ligase complex. Lineage: Eukaryota; Viridiplantae; Streptophyta; Magnoliopsida; Cucurbitales; Cucurbitaceae.